AUGUACAACUCAAUCGGCACGCGCGUCUUCCCGCCGACGAAACCGAAUCCUAAAACCGCCGGCCCAAACGUGUUACACUACCGUAUCCCACCCGAAGAACCGCCAAUCGAUUACACACUCCGGGAUAAGCCGAAAGUAAGGGCCGACUAUCGCGUUGUCUAUCCAGUCCACAAAGAACUACCCGAUGACUAUUUCGGCGAACCAACGCACCACAUCCACGAAGUCCUAGAAAAUGCACCAGUUCUGCCGCCCCGAAAAUUACCACCGAUGCGCGUGCGCCGAAAUACGACCGAGGAGACGGCGAGUAGGGUACUAGAAGAGCUGGACAGCGCGCUCGAGGAGGACGAGCAGCUGGACUUUGAGCAAGUGCGGGGGAAGGUCCAGGCGAUGAACCUAUCCUUCCGGCAAUAUCCGCGAGGUUAUGAUCCGGACAAUUACCCGGAAGACCCGCACCAGGGAGUGUUGGCUGAGGAAGUCAGUCAACGGAUGCGAAGGUUGGCCGUCUCACCGCCCGGAAGUACGCGUCAAGCUCCGAUUCUUUCUGAAUACGUGAUCGAUGAUCUGAAGGCCAUUCCUCAAGCCGCCCGCCCCAUUGGAGCAGUCCACGAGCUAAAUGAGCAGCACCGCUACGACGUCGAAACGAUGCGUCGCCGAGCGGAAGCAGACAUUUUAAGGGCCCGCCAAGUAUACACCACCGAGUUCUUUUUCGACCAGACCCCCGAAUUCGAACGCAACUCCCAGACGCGUGUGCCGGAAUGGAAGCGGAGGCUGAUCGCCAAACGAAUGGCAAUCGACGCGAUCAGACAGCACGAAGACAGAGUAAUGGAAGACUUCUACGAAUGGAAACGCCGCUACGAGCCCAGCUAUCGAGAAACCGCCCAUUUCAGCCCGAGCGCGAGCGCAAGGCUACCACGA
Molecule: messenger RNA, 915 nt
Organism: Mesorhabditis spiculigera
Lineage: Eukaryota; Metazoa; Nematoda; Chromadorea; Rhabditida; Rhabditidae
Source: the annotation of a GenBank genome assembly